AACACCACAAAGUCACUCUGGAGUGAAGGGAGGCUGGAUCGACGAGAGUCAGUGCGAAGCAUUCAUCAGCUGUGCGCUCGGAGUCUCAGGUUGUGCUGUAAGCCGUUGAUAGACAGACGAAUUAUUCAUUGACGCGAGGGGAAACCACAUUUUGCAUGCGGCGUUAUCGAUUCUGCGACCCAGAGACGACGGAAAGACUGAAGGAAUAAAGUUUGGCGAGCGCAAAGCGCAGCGCACAGUUCUGUUGGAGUUGAAUGUGUGAGCCCAGUCCACCUGCUCUUCAUCCCCACACCAAGGGCAAUGUGACCAUGGUGGGUGUUGGUAUCAAGCUUGAAGACGACGUAUCGGGAGGUAGAGUCAUCAACCGAGAAUCCCAGCAGUCCUCUCCAGUCAGUGAUUGGUCAGUUCGGCAGCUGUCGGACAGAGAAGACUCUGAGAAGUCAGCACCCCCUAAUGUACAGUCUCCUUUGGAGAGUUCUCCCAGUAAAGAACCAAUACGAUCAUACAGUCAAGAUGGAGGCAGCAGACCUCAUGAUAAAACUGACAACAGGUCUAAUGUCAGUGAGGUGAUGCCAACUAUUGAAAAACUUCUGAAUACGGACUGGAAAGAAAAGUUCUUUGGGAAGGGUCUUCAGGGCAGUGUAAACCUAAAAGGAACCCCAGAGAGUCUGGCAGAGAAAGAGCUUCAGUUGUUGUUGAUGAUAAACCAGCUCUCUGGUCUGCGAGAGCAGCUGCUAGGAGCUCAUUCUGAGCAGAGAAACAUGGCCGCUCUGCUGCUGGAGAAACAGCAGCAACAGAUGGAACUGGCAAGGCAGCAGCAAGAACAGAUCGCCAAGCAGCAGCAGCAGUUGAUACAGCAGCAACAUAAAAUCAACUUACUGCAGCAACAAAUUCAGCAGGUGAACAUGCCGUAUGUUAUGAUCCCUGCCUUUCAUCCCAAUGCCCAACCGUUGCCCGUCACCUCUGAUGCCCAGAUGGGAUUGCCUCGGCAUCCCAUUCCCUGCAAACCAGUGGAAUAUCCCUUGCCGUUGCUGCCCAAUCCACACUCCACCCCAGUCAAAAGGUCCAGUGGUACAGUCUUUCGCCAGGAUUCCAGUCAACCUCUUAACCUCACGGCUAAACCCAAGACCCCAAGUCCCCAGGCACUGGAAAUGGCCCACUUGCAAGCAGGGUACCGAGCCAGGGACCUGCCCCAUAGCCCUAAUCGAUCUGCCCUCAGCCUGAGCUUCUUGGGAGAGGGUGAUGUUGUGACACAAGCCAUUCAUGAUGCCCAGCAGCUGUUGCGUGGAGGGCAAGGCCCGACGGGCCGAGAGAGGGACAACAACGCAAGGCUGGAGGCGUCUCGAGAGCGGAUGGAUGAUGGACAGUCUCUGCGGAUGAAUGAGGACCGUCUCAGCUGUGACACUGAGGGGCAGUUGGCAGCCUCUGGUUUGGGAAGCUUUGGUGAAUCCCGGAGUCCCUCCUCUGGCCACAUCAAACGUCCCAUGAACGCCUUUAUGGUCUGGGCCAAAGACGAAAGAAGGCGUAUCCUGCAGGCGUUCCCUGACAUGCACAACUCCAGUAUCAGCAAGAUCCUUGGUUCCCGAUGGAAGACCAUGUCCAAUCAGGAGAAGCAGCCGUACUAUGAAGAGCAGGCCAGAUUGAGUCGGCAGCACCUGGAACGUUACCCAGACUACAAAUACAAACCCCGGCCGAAGCGGACCUGUAUCGUAGAGGGCAGACGACUGCGGGUCGGAGAGUACAAGGCCAUGAUGAAGAGUCGACGACAGGAGCAACGAGUAACUUACCCUCCAAGCCAAUCAGAGCAGCAGCUACCGUACCCUUCCAGUGAAGGACAGUACUCAACCAAGCCGGUGUCACUGGCCCCAUUGCCCAUGCACCCUGCCCUCCUGGAGCACUACCUCCCCAGGGGUCUGGAGCCCAUGAAAGACCAAGAGAGUGAGAUGCGGGAGGCCACGCGGCCCAGACAGCCCUACAGCGAAGGGGAGGAGAGUGAUGCGGGUGAACGCAGUGAGGGAGAGCUGGUUGUCCUCACUGAUUGAGAUAGAAGGAGGAAAGGAUUGGAGGACAGAAAGGGUGGAAAACACGAAAGAGGGGGGAGAUGGAGAAAAUAACUGGGAGAUUUUACAGUCUCUACCUAUAACAUGAUGGUGUUCAAUACAUGGUAUAGGUCAGUGUUUUCCAGUCCAUUUGUGAGGCUGUCCUUGCAAACCUGCCAGAUCGGUCACAUGGUUCUACAGAGUUGGUUAGGAAGGCAGCAGACAUGAUAAACGAAGCAUAGAUCUUCAUUUUUCUGAUUUUUCCAGUGGUGUAAGCCUAAACAGGAUACAGGAUAGGUCUUACAUACUGACCACAGCUUGAAAAAAGCAAGACUUUUUCAAUCUGCAAUAUUCAUUGUGAGACUGCACAUCUCGAGCGUUUUGAAGGCACUGUGAAGCUGGUGUGCAGAAUUGUUUUACAAAUCAUCAAAUGUCUUGAAGUAAAUGCUACCUGCAAAGUGGAUUAGAAAUUGCACAAGAAUCGGCUUUUCUAGAAGGGGUACAGAUAAGUAUAUUCCCUUUUGGCGUAUCUAAAAAAAGAUCUGCAUUUGACAUCAUGUCAAAUGAUUGGCAAUAAUAAGAAGGAACAGUUCAUCUGAAAAAUGAAAAAAGGAGAUUAGGGUGGGUAAACAAUGAAAAUCUUUAUUUUUUUUGAUGAAAUAUUUCUUUAAAUAGUCCAUGCACUGAGAGCUCUGAAUCAUUUUUCCAUAAAAAAAGCGAAAGCCUCUUUGUUAUAAUGCUUCUUGAUGUCACCAGGGUUUUCCUGCAAAAGUUCCUGUUAAGACUGUGCCAAGGUACUUUCCAGAGCUCAAGGGCUGAGCAAAAAAAAAAAAAAAAAGCAAGCAAGUUAACAUGGAAAAAGGAAGGAACCUUCCUGAGCUCCUUGUCCAGUUUAUUAUAUCAGAUAAUGACUAGUAGAGGCUGUUCUGUUACGAGAUUUAAGCAGCCUGGCCCUGUAAAGAUUUGCUCAAGGCAGAGAAGACUGUAGUCGUUCUUCAGGUUAAUGGCCUCCUCUGCUGUUUGAAUCUGGGCACUGCACUUAAAAUAUUUCCCCAGAUUGAAGUCAUUUUUUUGUUUUUUUGAUUUAGUGCAAAAUAAUCUUUUGAAAUGCACUUUUCCCAUCUAUAUAUUUUUUUCAGACCCUCAUGAUUCAGAACAAUUUUUUUUUCAGGGUAGAAUUUUGCACUUGAUGUACAUAUGCAAAUCAUUUCUACUAUCCAUUUUGUGAAAGGAGAUGUGAAUAAUGCCCUUCCCUCAAAUUACACUCAUUUUUAACAGUUUGGUUUACUUUUCUAUUUUAGUGUGUGUGUUUAGUGUGAGCUUGUGCUGACGAAAAUAACGGAGUUAUCAUUCCAGCAGUUCUUAUGACCGGGUCCAUAUUAUUGGGCUGCUAGUCAAUUUACAGUUGAUCUGAAAUGUAAACAUUUUGUUAAAAAUGAUAAACUUCUAUAUUUUAAUGAGGAGAUUUUAGAAGAUAUUUACCAGUGGACUGUUGUUAUAAACCUAACACGUUAAAGGAAAUUAUGUCAUGUAUAUAGCUGGAUACAGAAAUAUACGGUUUGUAUUUUAUCUGUAGAAUGAACCUGAGGGAGGAAAAAUAUGAUUCGCAAUCUGGACAACUGUUGCAAAACCAGCUGUUGUAAAAUAUAGAGAUAGACUUUAUUUUGUUUAUAAAAGUGUAUAAUUUAAAGGUGUACAUGUUUUUUUUUUCUUGUAUGUUGCAUUUCUCCAAGCAAGUUUUGUGGUUUGUUUUUGAAGCAUAAAUAAAAAAAUGUUAUGUUUA
Messenger RNA from Carassius carassius (crucian carp), 3822 nucleotides. RefSeq names its product transcription factor SOX-13-like. Lineage: Eukaryota; Metazoa; Chordata; Actinopteri; Cypriniformes; Cyprinidae. The coding region runs from base 255 to 2042 and encodes 595 amino acids. Gene Ontology annotation, cellular component: nucleus. Gene Ontology annotation, molecular function: DNA-binding transcription factor activity, RNA polymerase II-specific; RNA polymerase II cis-regulatory region sequence-specific DNA binding. The record is from RefSeq and is a predicted model, not a curated record. Gene Ontology annotation, biological process: regulation of transcription by RNA polymerase II; cell fate commitment. The transcript is spliced from 14 exons.